AUCAUGUAUACCCCUUCUAUUUAUUUAUACAUAUAUGACAAGCACGAGUAGAAUACUUCCGAUUCUCCUUAUAUAAAGACUAGUUUUCUUCUUUAUAUUCCUCCAUGCUUCUUUUACCUUUUGAACUACAAUUGUUGAUUUUAGACUAUAUCAAACAAGACAAUCACCUUGAUUUAGGCCCAUUAGCACAAACAUGCACCUAUUAUGCUACUAUUGUGGGUGAUCGAUUCAAUUGGAAACAAACUGUCACUGUGUUACAGAACAAACAAUCAUCCUCAGAUUACCUUAUUUAUGCACUCAGACACUCCACACUCUGCACCAGACGAUUACAGGCCAUAGUAGACACACCUCAUAUGGUAUGUCGUAUUCUUGAGAGACAACAAUCAGAAAAGACAAUGAAUGCAUUGAUUGUCAUGAUACCAUUCCUAUCUCAUACAGACCUAUUCAACACACUGAGUCAUUUUCCUCAAACAAGUCUAUCCCAUAUCAGUAUUCGUGAUUCAAUGCAUGAUGGGGAUACUAUUCAAGAUCAACAGCCCAUAUUGACAGAAUUCCUUUUGAGGACACUGUACCCAUCCCAAUCAACACUCAAAAUCCUUGAUAUCCCUUCAUUCCCUUCCCACCUACUCAGACACGCCUUAUUUCCCGCUGUACAUUCCUUACAUAUCGCAUUGACUGGUCCAGAACAAGACUUUUGGAGACAGUUUAAACAAAUGUUUCCUAACCUCAUUGAGCUAAAAUUAACUCUGGAUAAAUCCCAUGUGCCACUAUUCAAAUCAUUACUUCAAGAUAUCGCCUUAUUUCCAUGGAUAAAGCGUCUUUCUGUCACUAGUCUAGAAUCACCUAAACAUUACCUCUCUCGUCAAGAACUAAAAGCGAGUCUAUUGCAACUACAAGGGCUGAAUCGAAUCACUGCUGGUUGGGAUAUGAUUGCUCUCUAGAUUUAAUAAACAUAUAAAAAAGAAGUUUUUUUUU
Messenger RNA from Gilbertella persicaria, 975 nucleotides. RefSeq lists its product as uncharacterized. The transcript has 2 exons. The coding region runs from base 105 to 941 and encodes 278 amino acids. The record is from RefSeq and is a predicted model, not a curated record. Lineage: Eukaryota; Fungi; Mucoromycota; Mucoromycetes; Mucorales; Choanephoraceae.